Messenger RNA from Rhopalosiphum padi (bird cherry-oat aphid), 2312 nucleotides. It is a transcript of the gene Hel25E, whose product is annotated as ATP-dependent RNA helicase WM6. The coding region runs from base 180 to 1451 and encodes 423 amino acids. The record is from RefSeq and is a predicted model, not a curated record. Gene Ontology annotation, molecular function: RNA helicase activity; ATP binding; RNA binding. The transcript has 2 exons. NCBI's taxonomy places the organism in Eukaryota, Metazoa, Arthropoda, Insecta, Hemiptera, Aphididae. Gene Ontology annotation, biological process: mRNA export from nucleus; mRNA splicing, via spliceosome.
CCGAUCUAAAAUGUCUGUUGUGUAUGCCGUAUAAACACGCGUCGUUUGCCGAUUAAUGUUCUGUUUUCAUAAAUUAUUUUCUCUGCAUAUUUAGUUUUUACGUGAACAAUUAUUUAACAUCCGUGCGUCUUCUAAUUGCGUUUAACGCCGCGUCACUCACACACAACAAACCCUUUAUAAUGGCAGAUGCUGAUGAUCUUUUGGAUUACGAAGAAGACGAACAGAACGAGACCGUCGAGAGCGAUGACAAGAAACAAGCCAAGAAAGAAGUAAAGGGUAACUAUGUGUCCAUACACAGUUCAGGUUUCCGUGAUUUUCUCUUAAAACCGGAAAUACUAAGAGCAAUUGUCGACUGUGGUUUCGAACAUCCGUCCGAAGUGCAACACGAGUGUAUACCACAGGCUAUGUUGGGUAUGGAUAUUUUAUGCCAAGCCAAAUCUGGUAUGGGUAAAACGGCCGUGUUUGUCUUAUCCACCUUGCAGCAGUUGGAAGUGUACGAGAGCGAAGUAUACGCUCUUGUUUUAUGUCAUACCAGAGAAUUGGCUUUCCAGAUAAGCAAAGAAUUUGAACGCUUCACCAAAUAUUUGCCGGCAGUCAAGGUCAGUGUUUUCUUUGGUGGUGUGCCCAUUACAAAAGACGAAGAUACACUAAAAAAUAACAAGCCACAUGUAGUGGUUGGCACACCAGGUCGCAUACUAGAACUGAUCAGAAAAAAGAAAUUGGUUCUCAAUAAUUUGAAGCAUUUUAUUUUGGACGAAUGUGAUAAAAUGUUAGAGAUCUUACACAUGCGAAGUGAUGUCCAAGAAAUCUUUAAGAACACGCCAUUCAACAAACAAGUAAUGAUGUUCAGUGCCACCCUUAGCAAAGAAAUACGACCUGUCUGUAAAAAGUUUAUGCAACAACCAUUGGAAGUAUAUGUUGACGAUGAUGCCAAACUAUCAUUACACGGUCUCCAGCAGUACUAUGUUAAACUCACUGAAAAGGAAAAAAACAAGAAAUUGUUUGAUCUUCUAGAUGAACUAGAAUUCAAUCAGGUUAUCAUUUUUGUUAAAUCUGUUCAACGUUGCGUAGUAUUAACAGAGCUGUUAAAUGAACAAAAUUUCCCGUCUGUUGCCAUGCAUGGUGGUAUGUCCCAACAAGAUCGGUUAAAGUUUUACCAAGAAUUCAAAGACUUUCAAAAACGAAUAUUAGUGGCUACCAAUUUGUUUGGUCGAGGAAUGGAUAUUGAACGAGUGAACAUUGUUAUUAAUUAUGACAUGCCUGAAGAUACAGACACCUAUUUACAUCGAGUAGCAAGAGCUGGACGUUUUGGUACUAAAGGAUUAGCAAUUACAUUCAUUUGUGAAGAAUUUGAUGCAAAAGUUUUGAAUAGUGUUCAAGAUAGAUUUGAUGUCACCAUUGGUCGAAUGCCUAAUGAAAUUGAGCUCAGUUCUUAUGUUGAAAGAAAAUAAUUUUUAUGAUAUCUAAUAUUUUAUAAAAUUUUACAAAACAAUGAUAUUAAUUUGAUAGCUUGACUUAUGAUUUUCAAGUUUUGCAAGACAUAUACAUUCAGGUGUAUUACUUUUUAAAUGGUUUACUUCACCUGUGAGUACUCAUUUUAAAAACAACUAUGGAAACGUUUGUCAAUUUUUUUUUUUUUUUCAUUUGUGUAUUGUGUAUGGUUUAAUAUUUAGGGACCUUAGAUAUUAUCUUCAAAGUAUAAUUAGAAGUUAAGAUUGUACAUAAUAAUGCAACUGACUUAAUUAUUAAACUAAUAUGCAAACUGUAUUGAUAUGUAGUAUUUUUUAAAUUUUCCAAUAAAUCUAUACCAAAAAUUACAGAGAAAUUUUUUUAAAUAUGUGUUCUAAAAUGAUCAUUUAAACUUUAAAGUAUUACUGUAUGUAUAAAUUCUCAUAAUUUAAUUUUUUUACAAAUACUAAAUUGAUUUCUACAUGUAAAGAUUGUAUUGAAUUUUGUUCUAUUAAUUUAAUUGAUUUUAGAUUAAUUAAAAUUAAACUCUUAAAAGUUCAUUUUUCUCAUAUUUCAAAUUUUUACAAACUAACAAUUUAACCGAAUUUUUUUAAAAAUUAAAUCCAUGUAAUAAAAUAAGUGAAUUCAAUUAGGAAAUAUUAAAUGUAUUUAUUACAUGUGUUAUUUCAAAUUGUGGAUCCAUGUUGAAAUAUUGCAAAAUAUAUGGACAUAAUCUAAAUGUAAUGUUUUUAGCACCUCUUCUGUACUGUUAGUUUUUUUUUAAAUUUAAUUUUAAUCAACUCAUAGAAUAACAUGUUUUUAAAAUAAAUUAAAUAAAAUUAUGAUGAAUUUUAACCACCAAA